Messenger RNA from Pseudoliparis swirei, 2202 nucleotides. RefSeq names its product transmembrane emp24 domain-containing protein 1-like. The record is from RefSeq and is a predicted model, not a curated record. Gene Ontology annotation, cellular component: Golgi apparatus; COPII-coated ER to Golgi transport vesicle; endoplasmic reticulum. The transcript is spliced from 5 exons. Gene Ontology annotation, biological process: Golgi organization; endoplasmic reticulum to Golgi vesicle-mediated transport; intracellular protein transport. Bases 66 to 770 code for a protein of 234 amino acids. Lineage: Eukaryota; Metazoa; Chordata; Actinopteri; Perciformes; Liparidae.
CGGAAGACGGAUGAGAAGGAGAUGGCUGAAUUUAGAUAGCCCUGUGUUUGGGAAAAACCUCCACCAUGGACCUUCUCCGGAAGAAAGAGGGGUGCGGAGGACGGCUGCUCGUCCUCGCAGUGGUGUUCGGGUGGUGUUUGGGUGGUGCGAGCUGCUUCGGGCAGAACCUCGACAGCGAGUUCACGUUCCAGCUGCCAGCCGGAAGAUCCGAGUGUUUCUUUCAAACGGCGUUAAAGAAUGGUACGAUGGAGGUCGAAUAUCAGGUGAUCGCGGGUGCUGGUAUGGAUGUAGACUUCACCGUCAUCUCUCCAGAAGGCGUGCAGCUCAUCAUGGAGUCUCGACGCUCUGACGGAGUCCACGUGGUGGAGCCGACGGUGGAGGGAGACUAUCAAAUCUGCUUUGACAACAGCUUCAGUCACUUCUCAGAGAAGAUGGUGUUCUUUGAGAUCAUCAUCGAGGGUCCAGGAGGAGAUGUGGGUGGAGAUGAAGACUGGCCGGUGUUGGUGGAGCCUGAUGGAGGCCUUCUGGAGUACAAGCUGGAUGACAUUCGGCAGUCCAUGGACUCUCUGCACAAACGCUUGGAGCGCUGUCGGCAGAUGCAGACGGUGUUGCGGGCUUUCGAGGCGCGGGACCGGAACCUUCUGGAAGACAACCUGUGGAGGGUUUCCUUCUGGUCCUGCUCCUGUGUGCUGGUGAUGCUGUGUGUGGCCCUCACUCAGGUCUACACGGUCCGUAAACUGUUCGACGAUAAGCGGAGGGUCUGCACAUAGUGGGACUAGUUUGCAGUGAUGAUGGAGCAAUCACGUACAAGAUGUUCAGACGAUGCGCUGUUUUGUUAUUUUUAUUUAGUCCAGCAUUCAACGUCAGUUUUAACGGAUCUUACAUUUAAAAUCUUGCUCGUGAGCAAGAAUUCUAUAUUAUUUGAUCAUGAAGGGUAACCGGAUGAGGAAGUUGAAGAAGGCCACUGAUUUUCAUUCAGUGCCUUUUUUUAAUGUCAAAUUUUGACCACAAACCACAGAGGAAAUGCAUUUUAAAAAAAGGCACUGCCUGCAAAGACGGAACAGUAAAUGUUGUAGCGUACGUUUGUGAAACUGGUGAGAGGGUUUUGGAAUAUUUCGCGAAAAGGUGAAAUCGUCUUCUGCUAAAGGUUAAAGGUCGGUUUACAAGUGAUAACAAUGUGCAAUAGUGUCGUUGGCGUAUUUGUUCUUCCUGAAAGUUAAUGAUCUCUCUCGUCAUAUUAGCGAAGUGUCCAUCUGACCGGGCGUUGCCUUGGUUACAGCCGUGUUGAAGAUUAGGUCUUUUUGAGAUGUCGCUGAUUUCUGUUCUCAUGUCGGCUCAAGUCCACGCUGACCUGUUGACCUGUGAGCAUGUAGAACAAGAAAGAGGGAUGGUUUGCAGUGCGAUUGGCAAUAAUGUAAGAUGUUGUCCGCACGCCUCCACACUGUAGUGUGUGUGUGUGCGUGUGUGUGUGCGUGUGUGUGUCAGUUCAGGCAUGUAUCAGGUAACUCAGUGGGAACAUACUGAUGUGUGUUUUUGUGUCCCUGGCUUCUAGAUUAUCAAAUUCUCUUUUUUCUCAGAUGUAUGUUUGUUUCAACAUAAUGUGACUUUAUCAUUCGGCUCGGACCGCCAUUGAGUGUUUUUAAAAUGAAUAAAUAAAAACAGGCUUUCAAUAUAUAUAUAUAUGUAUAUAUAUUAGUGCUGUGAAAAAGAACACGUUAACGCGUUAUGAUUAAAUUACAGGAUUAAUUAGUUUUUUUUAAACGCAUUUAACGCAUGCGCAGAAUGAGCUUCCAAUCCGUCUGUUGUUGGUCGUCUACAGCAGCAUGUCACUCUGUCUACGUGUCCCGUUAACACGACUCCGAUCUCCGUCUCGCGCGCCGCAGAGCUCGGAUCCAGCGUUUGCGCGCACAUCGGGACGAAAGAAAGUCACUUGCAUAGAUCUUUAUGUUCUCACAAAAACAUACCGAGAAUAUCGGUAAUGUGAUUAAUCAUGAUUAAUCCACAGAAACCUGUGAUUAACCUGAUUAAAAUUUGUAAUCGUUUCACAGCCCUAAUAUAUAUAUAUAGUGUAUAUAUAAUAUGAGAAUAAUUUUUAAAUAAAUCAGGUUUACAUGAAAAUCAUUCAUAUUAAUAAAUGCAUUUUUUACACAGGAAAUACUUGGUUUUGAUGUUUUCGACAAAUAAAAAAAGGUGACAGAUUCA